CAUAAAGCAAAUUCUUGGGAAGUUGUGUAAAAUCACUAAGAGACAUACUCAAGGUCCACAGGGAAUCUCGUAAUCUAUGAGGAGGGAAGUCAUUUAUGAGAGGCUCUGGACUUUCAUUCAUGUGACAAUGUCAGCGUGGAUAUUACUGCUCACUGUGGGUGUGUCUGUCCUGGGACUGUCCUGGGGUCAGCGGACUGAACCCAUGUUUGCCUCAGUAACUCAGAAUGUUUUCCCGCCGGACUAUGAGAAUAACCCUACGCAGCUCAACUACGGCGUGGCUGUCACUGACGUGGAUGGAGACGGAGAUCUGGAGAUGUUUGUGACAGGCUACAAUGGCCCAAAUCUGGUGUUGAAGUACGACAAGUUUAAGAAGAGGCUUGAUAACAUUGCAGUUGACAACCGCAGUUCUCCAUAUUAUGCACUCCGAGAUCGACAGGGCAAUGCCAUCGGAGUGACAGCAUGUGACAUAGAUGGUGAUGGCAGAGAGGAAAUUUACGUCCUUAACACUAAUAACGCCUUCUCAGGGAGAGCAACGUACACUGACAAGCUCUUUAAGUUUCGUAAUGGGCGGUUUGAGGAUCUCCUGAACGAUGACAUAAAUGAACACAGAGACGUUGCCAAUCGUGUGGCUGGCCGGUCAGUCGCAUGUGUGGACAGAAAGGGAAUAGGCCGUUAUUCCAUCUACAUUGCCAAUUAUGCCAGCGGAACUGUAGGUCCACAUGCUCUGAUUGAAAUGGAUGAAAGCUCAAGUGACCCUUCCAAGGGAAUCAUUGCACUGUCAAACGUGGCUGAGCAGGCCGGAGUCAACAAGUUCACAGGGGGACGGGGGGUCGUGGUUGGUCCCAUCCUCAGUCAGACCCUACCUGAUAUUUUCUGUGACAAUGAGUACAGCCCUAACUUCCUGUUUCGCAACAACGGAGAUGGUACAUUUACAGAGGUGGCAGCACAAGCGGGAGUUGAUGACCCGAUGCAGCAUGGCCGUGGAGUGGCGUUAGCAGAUUUUAAUCGGGAUGGGAAGACUGACAUUGUCUAUGGAAACUGGAAUGGACCACAUCGUUUAUUCUUACAACUCAGCAAUAAUCGCAAGCAAAGGUUUAAGGACAUCGCCACACAGAAGUUUUCCAUGCCAUCUCCUGUUCGCACUGUCAUCACAGCCGACUUUGAUAAUGACAAUGAACUGGAGGUUUUUUUCAACAACAUUGCCUACAGAGGACCAUCAGCCAACAGACUGUUCAGAGUUUCUCGGAGAGAACACGGAGAUCCACAGAUCGAGGAGCUGAACGUCGGGGAGGCCGCCGAACCAGAGGGACGGGGAACCGGGGCAGCUGUGACUGAUUUUGAUGGAGAUGGACAGCUGGAUCUUCUGGUGACGCACGGGGAAAGUGCAGCUCAACCCAUCUCAGUGUAUCGAGUCACUCAGGGCUCAUCUAAUAAAUGGCUCAGAGUGAUUCCACGCACACAGUUUGGGGCUUUUGCUCGUGGGGCAAAGGUGAUAGUCUACACCAAGCGAAACGGCCCUCACAUGCGCAUUAUAGAUGGAGGAUCAGGGUACUUGUGCGAGAUGGAGCCAGUGGCUCACUUUGGACUCGGGAAAGAUGUGGCCACCAGUGUGGAAGUGUUCUGGCCAGAUGGACGUUCUGUGGCGAGAGCUCUGGAGCCCAGCGAUAUGAACAAAGUGAUGGAGAUCUAUUACCCUGAGAACGAGGAAGAGGCGACCCAAGUGGUGGAGAUCGAGUGUGGACCAGGAUUUGAGGUCAAUGAAAAUGGCCGUUGCACUGACCAAGACGAGUGCACACAGUUUCCGUCCGUCUGUCCCUCUGAGCGACCCGUCUGCACCAACACCUACGGGAGCUUCAAGUGCCGUGCAAACAAGAGGUGUAACCAGGGAUACGAGCCUAAUGACGAAGGGACAGCAUGUGUAGGUGCUCACCUCUGGCCAUUACUGGGCGACCAGCCAGCAAGGUAGACGAGAGACGUGGUACCAGACACAACGCUGAAAGACAUCUCACUCAGGUGAGCUUCUCAUCAGGAUGAUUUUUAUUAAAAUUUUCCAUUUAUUAAAGGUACAUGGUUUCUUGAGAAGUGAUAAUGACUUAAUGUUACAGAAAGAGAUGAAUAUAUCUCUCUGUGCUUUUUUUCUCCACAUUGUAAAGUAUGGUUCUGUGACACUAGCAAAAGUAGAGUUUUGACCUGUAGUUGACUUUACUACAAAAUGAUAUUGCAUUGCUUUUCGCACAUUUCACAGCACUUUCAAAGACCAAUGUCCAGUGAGACGCACUAAAAGCACUUAUAGUUUUUUUUAGAAACCGAUGAAGUGAAUGUGGCAACAUUUUAUUACGUUGGUUGUUGUACAUAUCGUGGUAGGUGAUUCGUUCUAAAAGGUUAAUGCUCUACUGCAUUUGAAAAUAACGUACCAGCUACACUAAACCCACCUUAAACCUUUAUAAUAGUGUGAACAAAAGCAACAUGAGAUCAAAACACAUUUGCAAAUCUUUGAGCUCUUUUAUUGAGCUUUGUUACUUGUGUUUCACAAAAUGUGUACCGUGCUAUGCAUUGCAAGUGCAGUGCUGUACCGGGUGAGCUACAGAGCAAGUUUAUUAAUAUAAGAAAAGCCAUAAAUAUGGAGCUGGUUAUUAAUCAUUCACUAUGGUAAAAGUGUUUUAAGGUCAUAACAUCUUUAUUUAUUGAUAAUCUGCCCCUGUAGUCAUAAUUUGUGUGAAAAGUUGUUGGCGUUUAAUGGCACUAGUGUUCAUUUCAGCUGGAGAAUUGUGUAUAGCUACGUUUUCUAACAAAAAUGUUGGUGCUGUAGAGGCAUGUUUUUCAAACAAGCCUAUAUUGCAGAAAAGCAUAAAAUACACCAUAGUGCCAAAGUUAUAAGAACACCAUCUUCAAAAAUAAAUGGGAAUAGCCCUUUAAUUCCACUGAAAACAAAUUGUCUUAUAUUAAUAACCAUGUUAUGAUUUAAUGUUUAAAAGCACAUAUGGGAGUGCUCUUUGGGUGUCCACAUACUUUUGGCCAUAUACUGUAUUUGGUGGAGGCAAGAAUAGAUUCAUAGACAAAUUCAAAUCUAUUAUUCAUCUCCUGGCCAGUUCUUCGGUUCUCUCUCGCUGUUCUCUCCUGCUUCACUACUGUGCUUGCACUGAUAAACUAUUGAUGGGGUUGAAAAAGAGAAAAAGAGCGAGCACUUAGAUGUUGAAGAGAAUGGGAAUAAAAUUGGUACUGAUAGCUUGUAUUCUAGAUGGAGGAAUACAGUAACUCGGUUUGGGAGGUCUGAACAUCACUGACUGCCAUUGUUUGCUGCCAUUGGCGUUCCUCACAUUGUAAAUAGGCCAAACCAAAAUGGCUCCUUCUCAUAAAUGAAGCACUUGAGGACACUUGGCUAUGAUGGAUUAAAGAAUUAAAUCUUCUAGACUUUUUCUUCUGAUCUCUGUUGAUUUGUUUGGGCAUUUAUGAAACACACUGGACUGAUUAAAAUAAUUCAAGAAUAGUUUUGGUCAGUUUUCAUGUAAUACUCUUGCUUGAUGUUUUUGGAUAUUACGCAUUCAUUCUUUUUUGACCAAUAUUCACAUUAUUAUCUGGUUAAGAUGAACGUUGUGAAUUACAGGAGGGGUUAGGAAUGUUUUAAGCAGUUUGUGCAAUGUUUUUCAGUCUUGGUGUGUGGCCGAAAGAUUGUUUUUGAAUGGAAGUCAAAGGCAUUGAACAGGUCAACGUCUUCCUCGGAAACAAACAACAUGCUGUAGCCUUGAAUUAGACCCUCCCUUUCAUAACAUUGCUAAAUGUAUCUGACAACAGAGCUUAUUGCAAAAGCACAUAUUUAGAUUCAGUGUACACUAGAUGUUGCAUCCUACAACAGACACAACACAUUCAGCACUAGUCUUUGAAGUCGAACACCGUUAGCCAAAGCCAACAUGGACGGCUUUUGAAAGGACUGAUCCAAAUUCAGCCAAAGCAUAAUAUUUGCAGACACUAAAUCCAGCCAGAAAUGAAAGAAACGUCAUGCAGGCUGUAUUGUGUUCAUCCUGUCUUAUGAAAGCUCUGCAGGCUGAGUGUUUAAAUAAUAAAUGAAAUGUGCCAUGAAGAUUGAAAGGAUCAUGUUCACAAUUAAACUGCCAUGUAACAAUCAGAAGCAUGAAGAAUUGGAGUUUUCCCUCUGUUAAGAUCUUAUUCACACUCUGUACUGAAUGUUCUGCACAUGUUAAUGUGAUCACAUCAAAAUCAGCCACAUUAAAGGGGGAAAAUUAAACGAAGACACAUUGUGCUCAGAUCACUGGAUUUGAAGACGGUGUAAAUACAUAGGCGUGUAGUGUUGAGCGGUAAAUAGUCAUUAUAAUAUUUGUAUGUUAAAUAUAAAUAUAAAAAAGUAUAAUAAAUAUUUA
Messenger RNA from Onychostoma macrolepis, 4376 nucleotides. It is a transcript of the gene crtac1b, whose product is annotated as cartilage acidic protein 1b. Lineage: Eukaryota; Metazoa; Chordata; Actinopteri; Cypriniformes; Cyprinidae. Gene Ontology annotation, biological process: axonal fasciculation. The record is from RefSeq and is a predicted model, not a curated record. Gene Ontology annotation, molecular function: calcium ion binding. The transcript is spliced from 15 exons. Bases 77 to 1966 code for a protein of 629 amino acids.